AUGGAGAAGAUUGAGAAUGUUGAUAUUCGGGCAAAACGAUACCUAGAAGAUGCUGGAAGGGAUAAAUGGUCUAGGCUUUAUUCACCUGUUAACAGAGGAUGGACAAUGACUUCGAAUAUAGCCGAAUGUAUUAAUGGAAAGCUGGUUGCCGCAAGAGAGUUACAUAUUUUCUAUUUCCUUGAAGAAGUGAGGAAGAUGUUAAUGCUUGUUUAUUGGUUAAAUGGUUCUCAGGUUGAAGCGUCAACUGAAUAUGUUUACACAGUGAAUGAUGGACCGAGGCGUUUCAUAAUCUAUUUGAAGGAGAAAACUUGCAGCUGCAGGAUGUUCCAACUAGACGAGAUACCGUGUUCUCAUGCAUGGGCAGUAUUAAAGAAUAAAAAUUUGAUUGCUGAUGCAUAUUGUUCGGAAUUAUUCAAGCCAGAAACAGUUGUGAACACAUAUGAUGUGCCGGUUGAUCCUCUUCCCAAUGAGACCGAGUGGAAUGUUCCUAAAAGUAUAUCAGAUGAAGUUGUUAUGCCACCGAUCUAUAAGAGACCCCCUGGGAGGCCAAAAAAAGAAGAGGGACAAGCCAUUUACAGGAGUUGGUGA
Molecule: messenger RNA, 588 nt
Organism: Lycium barbarum (goji berry)
Lineage: Eukaryota; Viridiplantae; Streptophyta; Magnoliopsida; Solanales; Solanaceae
Exons: 2
Coding region: 1-588 (195 amino acids)
Molecular function (GO): zinc ion binding
Source: RefSeq, a predicted model, not a curated record